Fusarium oxysporum Fo47 is the source of this 2467-nucleotide messenger RNA. Its product is annotated as fungal specific transcription factor domain-containing protein. Lineage: Eukaryota; Fungi; Ascomycota; Sordariomycetes; Hypocreales; Nectriaceae. Gene Ontology annotation, biological process: DNA-templated transcription. The coding region runs from base 1 to 2388 and encodes 795 amino acids. The transcript is spliced from 5 exons. Gene Ontology annotation, molecular function: zinc ion binding; DNA binding. The record is from RefSeq and is a predicted model, not a curated record.
AUGCCCAAGAAGCUUCAAGCGACCGGAGCAUCUGAAACGACACCAAAAAGAGACAAGCCUGCGGACGCAUCGCCGGCUUCCCAGACUGGUACUAUUGCACAUACUCCUAACCAAACUCUCAUCACUCCAGGCGAGACAGUAGAUCUCACGUCGCAGGUUCAGUACGUUCCGUCAGAUUUACAGCUCGCCUUACCUCCACAUCAGACACCACAUUCACAAGACAGUCCUUUCAUCGAAAGGACUAGUAAUGAGCAACAACCGAGCUUUGACUAUGAUCUGUCCACCUACGACAUCGACUGGGACUUCCCCAUCAACUGGUUACCGUACGACAAUGAGAUUGAGACAAACUACUACUCGAUUCUAGGCCUCGAUAUGACUCAACCUCUUGAUACUGGUAAUGGAACCAUGAUCGAUGAGGCAGUUCCCAGCUUUCCCAUGAUAGAUGCUCCACCACGACGUUUGUCGGCCGUAACAUCGCUUUCCCCAGGCAGCGGUCUGGGUGUUUCUCCGCAGUUAAGUAUGAGCUCUGGGCGUACUAUACCCGGAGACCUGUACGCCACCAGCUCAAACGGUGCCCGACGUCCUUGUACUGCCAAGUCAAAGCAGCUGUUCCCACCACCGGGGCUUCAAGGAUACACACAGCUACCAACCAUUUCUCAAGACUCAUGCCUCCAAGCCAACAGCCCUGUAACACUUUCGUUCCCAGAUCUGAGCCAUAUUGUCCUGGAAGACGAAGCGUACAGAGAGUCCUUCAUGACACAGUUGACGUACAGCAAGAUUUGCGAAGCCUUUACGCAAACGUGUCUCGAAUCUUCCAUGUUCCAUCAGCACUACAACUCUGCUGACUUUCCGUCAUUGAAGCUACUCGAAUACUUCGUCAAGCUCUUCUUUGAACACUUCGACCCGAUCGUUCCUCUUGUUCAUCCUCACACAACCGAUCUAAACGGAAACUGGGUUCUUGCUUUGGCGAUCUGUGCCAUCGGGAGCCAGUACUCAGCCACAGCGGAUAUCCACGCGUGCGUCGUACCAUUCCACGAAUUUCUCAGAAGAACUUUGGUUACUCAACUGGAAGGAUCAGAGCUCAACCUGCCGCUCGCACAGGCUCUUGUUCUGAGUCAAGUUGGCCUGCUAUACUCUGGUGGUAGUCAACUUCAAAAGGCUGCUUACGAGAGGAUGGGAAGUCUGCAGAUGGUCAUCACGUUCUAUCGUUGCCGAUCUGUUUCUCAAUUAGAUCCGUCGACAGAAGGUCAUGGUGAGGGAGAUGACGAUAGGUGGCGAGGCUGGGUUGAAGAUGAGACUUGGCGUCGACUGUGCUAUUUCAUUUGGCUAUUAGAUCGCAUGGGACACUACUUCUUUGAUGACCACCAGAUAGGUACAUUCAACGUUGCGGACUUGACCCUGCCGCACGAUGGCCUUUGGUCACAAGCAACGUCAUCAGAUUGGAUACAACUCCGUCGCCGCGUUGACGCGAACCCAACACUCGAAGUUGCCAUCAGCGAGCUCUUCCGCGAACGAACCGCCAAAGCCGACCUAGGCGAAUUCUCCCGCAUUCUUCUCCUGCACGCAGUAUACCAAGAAUACACCACCGUCAGCACCUACUGCAAACGUCCUCUCUCAUCCUGGAUCCCCCAGAACAACCCGGGGCCUCGCAGCGACGAAACCCAGCACCUUCAGCUCUCGGACUCAAACUGGCGAAACGCUGCUCUCGACUGCGUGGAUACGCUUCACUGGGCCGCUAAUGCCACCAUAGCAUCUCUGCUUGGAGCUGAGCACCCUACGGUCCUACAUCUGCACUUUUCGCGUGUUGUACUCCUAGUCCCACGAAGAGCGAUAAUUACGCUGGCGAAAUACCUCAAGGCGCCGGAGCAUUUGAGAAAGGAGGCUGCGAGCCAGAAGGAGGCGUUGCAGGCGGAACGUGAGAUAUCUGAAUGGGCUCAGCAAGAUGGGUCAAAAGCUCGACUUGCAGCGCUACACUGCGGCUGUUUCCUCUGGCACGUCCGACGCUACGCAAAGAUGACAUUCUACGAACCCCCCUGCGUAUUCUGGGCGACCUUGACUCUCUGGGCAUACAGUGUAUUCUGCAGUAAAUCACGAAGACCGGGAGGAGGAGAGAUGCGCAGCGGGAGUGUCACUCGACAGAUAUCGCCUGAUCGAUCAGACGAUGAGAAUCCCACGUUCAUAAGGCUGGACCGACCAAAUGACGAUGAAAUGGUGCAGCUGUUUGUCAGGACGGGGGUGUUGAAGGCGUAUAUCAGUGGUGUUGGGGAUAUCUACUCGGCGAAUGCGCCGAAGAGGAUAUUGAAGGAGGGGAAGAGGGUUUUGGAGAGUGUGGCUUUGGCGUGGGGGAGGAAUCGAGAGUAUCUGGAGUUGAUGCAAGCUCUGGCCUGAUGACGCUUUGUGUCAUGAUACAGGGUAACUGUUCGUAUGAGUCAAAGGUAACCACUUGUUGGAACGAACUGCUUUCUCC